UUAGUCCCGUAAAGGUUAGCUCCCUUUACCUCACACAACUAAACGAGUUUCAAUACUUGACUGGUUUGUUAUUACUUCCUUAUAGCAACAGUUCUCGAAAUUGUGCUUAAAUCGGGUUUAUUUUGUUUUGGAUCACAGCCCAUGUAACAGGGCACAUUAGAAAUCCGUCCUCACUGUCAUAUUCACAAAGGUAAAUCAGUGCAGACGAUAAUUCAUUUCUUAAGAACUUUGAUUUUUGCUAGGUUGGCGAAUGAAAAACAAUGGGUCCAAAAAAGAAUAAGAAGAAGAUUCAAAGGCCUACUGAUUUCAAAGAGCCUGCAACUACACCAACAAGGAAAGCCGCAUGGAGAGCAUCCCGGCAAGCGUCAGAUGCUAGCAGUUCAGAGGCUUUCUCUCCUCAGUCACCAAAAAGCCUACCAGGGAGUGCUAUGCGUACUAGUCCGUCAUGCUCUAGCAUAGAGUCGGACUCAUCAUUUAGGUCACGUGAUCGUAGAUCUUCAAGAAAACGGUCACGCGUUGAGUUUGACGAAGAAAGUAGAUCAUCUAUAGAUUUAGACUCAUCGUGUAAUAGUAGUGUGUUCUGCACUCAAUGCAAAGCAAAAGAAUCAGAAGUUGCCAGGUUGAUGGAGGAAUUAACUAUCCGGGAAAACGUUAGGGAACAUUUAGCAGAAAUGAAUGCAAAAUUUAAAGAUGAGGAAAAUGCAAAAGAAGAAGCUUGGAUUUUGCUUAAACAGGAACAAGCCAGCAACGAAACAUUGAAAGUAGAGCUGGAUGAAAUGCGCGCCAAAUAUGAAGAGGAGAACAGACUUAAAGAUGAAGCUUUGAAUAGACUGAGUGCCAUAGCAUCGAGCAGACUGCGGGACAACAACGCGAAUAUUACUGAUUUAAGUGAUCAGAACAGACCAACAAAGGUGGCUGAAAGCUUUUCUGUAGUGUAUGACAACGAGUGGACAGAUGCUUUUGAUGUACUUCAGGAUGAACUUGGUGAAAAGGAGACCAUAGAUUUCCUUCUGAAUAGUUUGAUGGAAUCAUUUAAGAUAUGCCAAGAAAUUUCCGCCGAAAAUUAUCUUGAAAAAGUCCAACGCUUCAUUGAAUUCCCAGUACAGAGGGAACCUUCGGGUAACACUCAUUGUGAGCUUCCAGACAAGUUGAUUCAGCAAAUAAAAGAGUUCCGGAAGUCACGUGCAACAUACGUCAUCAACGAUGUUAUAAAGGAAGUACUAGACAAAAUACAAUCCAAGUAUGACAGUAAGGAAGAAGUACAGGCGUAUAAACGCAAGUGUGCCGAGUUGUGCUGGUUAAUGGUUGUUCAGAAUCCACCGAUGAUCCUGUCAACGACCGCUCAACAACAAUUUGAUACCAAUUUGUACAAGGACUAUACCAAGCGGGGGAAGUAUGUAGACUAUGUGGUUUGGCCUGCCUUGUUACUUAACGAAGGCGGUCCUGUCCUAUCAAAAGGCGUGGCACAGGGUUGCAAAAAGCAGUCGUAGAUGAAAUAAGUGUCUGAUCCGCUCCUGUCUUAUCAAAAGACUUUUGGCAAAGGAUGUAAUAGCCAAUUAUAAACAGUUUUAACACCUCAAAAUAUUUUGCAUUGUAUAUGUUUGUUGUAUAUUUACAUGCUUCCACAUAAGUAAUAUAUAUAUAGUUAGCAAAAGGGAA
Messenger RNA from Ruditapes philippinarum (Manila clam), 1659 nucleotides. RefSeq lists its product as uncharacterized. Gene Ontology annotation, biological process: mitochondrial protein catabolic process; mitophagy by internal vacuole formation. Gene Ontology annotation, cellular component: mitochondrial outer membrane. Bases 261 to 1490 code for a protein of 409 amino acids. Lineage: Eukaryota; Metazoa; Mollusca; Bivalvia; Venerida; Veneridae. The record is from RefSeq and is a predicted model, not a curated record. The transcript is spliced from 9 exons.